CACUCAGUCCAUAUCGGAACCUCGGCCGCAGCACAGCUCGUACUGCAGCUCGCUGGCUCCGCGCGAUCACUGGGCUAAAAGAUCGGUGUGCAGCGAGGUGUGAACGACUGAUUAUUGUUCUCCCUCUCCAUAAUAGUCUUCAACCUACAAGGCAAUCAGUAAUAUGUUUUUAUUCAACACGGGCUUCGCUAUGGCUUAAGCAAAGAAGAACAGCGAUACAGGUCGUGUAUAGGUGGUGGUAAUUUACUCGCCGCCUACGGAGCAUCGAGAAGAUCGACCCAACCGGAGGGACGUCCUGCCAUGGCGCCCCAGACGAAGAUUAUCGAGAGCGGGGGAGAGGCGGCACCGGCAGAAAAGCGAUCUCCUCUGCAAGAAUCCGAAGGGCUUCUUGACCCGCGACGCCAGAGCUUGGGCAAAACUCAGGAGGUGGAGUUUCACAACUUGGAGGCGGGAAGCGAUCCCACCCCCACCGCCGCCCUUGGGAAGCACCAACGCGCCCGCAGCCCAGACGUCGAUCGCGGAUGGGCGUGGGUGGUGUUUGUGGCGGCCUAUCUGUACUUCUUCAUUUCGUCAGGCAUGUACUACUCGUUCAGCGUCUUCUUCGUGGAGCUUCUGAACACCUUCGACGAGUCCCGAGGCAAGACCGGCUGGGUGUACUCGACCAACUCCGCCGUCCACAUGUUCUCGGGGCCCAUCGCCGGCUGGGUCGUCAUGAGGUGGGGUCCCCGCGUCGCCGUCAUGCUCGGGGGCUUCCUGGCUGGUCUCGGCAACUUCAUGACCGCCUUCGCCCCGAGUCUCGACGUCAUCUUCUUCACACAUGGCUUCGUGAACGCUCUAGGAACAAGUCUCAACUUUUCUGGAUGGGUAGUAGGACUCUCCAGGUUCUUCGAGCAGCGCCACGCCCUCGCCGUAGGUCUCGCGAUGUCUGGAUCGGGAUGCGGAGUGUUCUUUCUCGGUCCGCUCAUGGAGAGGUUCGUGCGCGAGCUGGGGUGGAGAGGCGCCAUGCUCAUCUGCGCGGGAUUGUCUCUGAAUCUGUGUGUCUUCGGCGCGACUAUCUACAGCAAGCUAAGACCUCCUCCCUUAGCGGAUAAUAAGGCUUCUACUGAAAGCGUAAAGCUCGUUGUUGAUCAGAUAUGCAUUCCGGACAAGGAAAUGGACGAUUUGUUGCCGGGGAGUGAAGUAAUUCUUGACUAUGAUGACAUGGGUGACUCUCAGGAAAACUGGCGUAGUAAGGAAACCCUGGCGAUGCCUUCCCUUGUAGCGGCUGGGAGUAUAUGGUCACUGGCAGAGUCAAGACGCGAGGAGACCCGCCACAACAGGCUUCGUAACAUGGUAAUGUCUGCCAAGAGACAGUUUGGGGGCAAUCGCAGUAACGACUAUGAGUCAAGCGCGGAGAAUCGAGAAAACACGAAGGGAGAAAUGAGGCGUUUGUUCUGCUCCCCAACAUUCUGGCUGCUUGAGGCUUCUUGCUUCCUCAGCUUCUUAGCAACUACGACUGUGUUCGCCGUAUUUCUAGACUGGACGAAAUGGGCUGGGCUCUCUGCGGCCUUCUCCCAGGCUCUCGCUGGCAGCGGCGCCGGCGACAUGGUGGGCAGGAUGCUGGCCGGGGCGUUCAUGGGCUGCAGCAUUCCGCCUCUCCUGCUGUUCAGCGCCAUCCAGCUCUUCUUGGGGCUCACUGUCGGUGGCGCAGCCUUGGCGACCUCCCACGGAGAGCUGAUCGCUGCGAUGGUAGGCUUCGGAAUUGCGUGUGGCCUGCAGAGCGUCCUGUACGCCCUCAUGCCAUCGCAGAUGAGUUCUGGCGUAGGAGUGGCAAGGGUGCUAGGCUACCUCCUGCUGGUCACAGGAGCUGGAGCCUUAUCGGGGCCGCCCAUCGCCGGAGCUCUCGUGGACCUCACCAACUCAUACACGUCUGUUUUGAUCCUGUGUGCUGCCGCUCCUGCCGGGGCUGCGGUCCUCAACCUCGCUGCAUAUUUCACCUCUCGCUACAGUUCAACGUCCAUCAUGAAUACGAGGUCGUCUUCGUCUACCAACACCAAGUCAUCGUCAACAACCUUAAGUAAUCUGACCUCGGAUGACCCUCUGGACCCACCGACGUCCCAAAACUCCUGUAAAAAAGAAUCGAAUGUAUAGAUAACUCUCGCAAAAAACGAGACGAAAAUGUGAUAUUGAGUUGUGCAUGUUACCAGACGUCAUUUAAAAGUCUAUCACUAAAUUAUUCAUUCAACACACUCUAUUUCAGCACACAGUUCGUGCAUUUCAAGUUACCCUGUUGCAAAGGUCUAGUGAAACUUUACACACCCCAUUUUAACGCAAGCACGAAGGGUCCUCGCGCCCAGUUGAGUACUACUGAUGGAUGUUAAACUAGAUAAAUGAAAGGAUUAUUAGCCUUUUAUUGUGAUUGUUAUUCAUCUCGAUGUAAAGAUAAUGGUAUUAACGACAAUAAUGAUGAUAAUGAUUGCAAUGAUAAUAUUAAUGAUGAUAUUUACUAUUACUGACAUUACACUUACUAUUAUCAUGUUUUUAUCAUCAUUAUUAUUAUCAUUAUCAUAACCAAUAUUAUUAUCAUUACCAUUAUUACUUUUAUCGUUAUUAUGAUUAUCAUUAUCACCAUCAUUAUAUAUUGUUAUAAUUAUAAUUAUUAUCAUUAUUAUUAUCGUUAUUGUUAUUAUUAUUACUUUUAUUUAGUAUUAUCAUUACUAUUACCAUUACUAUAAUUAUUAUCAUCAUCAUUAUUAUUAUCAUUAUCAUAAUUAUUACAAUCAUUAAUAUCAUUAUCAUUAUCUUCAUAGUUAUUAUUAUUACUUAUACCAUGAUUAUUAUCAUUACUCUCAUCAUCACUAUUUUCAUUAUUGUCACCAUCAUUAUGACUAUCAUUACUGUUAAUAGUGACAGUUGUAAUAGCAGAGCUGCAUAAGAGCGAAAUUACUGUAUGAAUGUUGCGCGUCAUAUACAAGUUCCAGGAGUAGUUAUGUUAGUAGUAGUAAUAGUAAUAGUAGUAGUAAUAGUAUCAGUAGUAAUGAAUCCAACUUCUAAUUGAUAUUUGGAAUAUAUGUGAGAUUAUGUUUUAUUUAUCAUUAUGUAUAACUUUAUCUGUAGAAUCGCAAGGAAGUGUAAAAAAAUAUCAUUCCAGUUUCGAUUUUCCUUAGUCUAUGAUCAUGUUUUUCAUUUUCAUUUUCAUUUUGUUUUUUAUCACAGUGUAUUAUCAUUGGUCAUAAAAAAUGUUGAGCGGUUGGGUAAACUUCAUUAUUAUAUGUAUUUAAACUUGUAUAUAAAGUGUAAAUAUAUUUUGCUAAAUUUUAGAGGUAUUUUAUUUUGUAUAGGGAUGCUGUUACAAUCUCUUUGUUGCAGCAAUCGUGAAUGUGUCAAUAAAAGUAUCAAUAAAGACUACAUAAUCCAA
Penaeus indicus is the source of this 3397-nucleotide messenger RNA. RefSeq names its product monocarboxylate transporter 14-like. The record is from RefSeq and is a predicted model, not a curated record. The coding region runs from base 301 to 2130 and encodes 609 amino acids. The transcript has 5 exons. Lineage: Eukaryota; Metazoa; Arthropoda; Malacostraca; Decapoda; Penaeidae. Gene Ontology annotation, molecular function: monocarboxylic acid transmembrane transporter activity. Gene Ontology annotation, cellular component: membrane. Gene Ontology annotation, biological process: transmembrane transport.